AAAAAAUCCGGUGUAAAUGAAGACGACCUAUUAUCAGAACUGAUGUCGGAUACAAUUCAAAACAAACCAGUGAGCCAAGGCUCCGCAUGGGAUACAGACUGGAAUGACAUGAAGGAUAGUUUUGUACAAGACGACAAUUGGACGCAAAGUUUCUUUCAACAAGAAACUAAAACCAAUAUGGAGAAGGUUUGGUUUGCGCAUGUUAUUUCUGUAUAGUUUUGUGUGCUUGUCCGGUAGGUAGUAUUUUUCUAGUUUUGUUUUACGGACUAUUUUGCCCUUCCCCAUUGUUGUUGCGCUUGAAUCUUUCGACGUUUUCUCAAAUCGUCCCCCGUUUGCCCACCUUUAGAAAAUCAUUUUGCGGAAACGAAAUUUGCUUGCAAAAAAUGCAGAAAUAAAAAAAAAAUGCAGAAGAAAAUGCAGAAAGAAAAAUGCAGAAACGUACUUCGUUUCCAAGAUUUGAUUUUUGUUGGGGAAACCACUGUUUUUUAAUUCGCCCACCAUCGAGAAACAUGGCUAGUAAACAAUGUUUCCCCAUCAUGUGUUUGCCAUUUCGCCCAGGGCUUAGUUCACAUGCUUUCUAGGCUGGAAGAAUAUAAGAUGAUGCAAAAGAUAAUGCGUUUCUUUCCUUGAAACGCUGUUCUUACUGUGACAGUGAUUCCUAUUUCCUAUUUAGAGUACAACGAAAUUUGGUAGUUCUCCAAAAACAUCUAAAAAAUCCACAAACCAAACAGAAGACGCUAAGAAAGGCAAGACAGCUGCUAAAACUCGCCCUAAACAAGGAAGACCGACUACAAACAAGACAUCUCAUUCAUCAGAUGGUUGGGGUGAAGACGAUUGGGCGCCUCUAGAGGACUCGGCACAAGUAGCUACCAGUCUCAGCUCGGUUUCUCCGGCGGACAUGGGGAACGCUGGGACAGCAGGUGAUAGCUGGGACACUGAGGGAUGGGAUAAUUUUGAUAGUAUUGAAGACAGUAAACAAAGUAAUGCUGAUAUAGCGAGGAAAAAACGGGAAGAAAGAAAGAAACAGAGGCAACAAGCUUUAAAAGAGAAACGAGCUGCUAAAGGGGGAUCCAAAUUGGGGGCUGUCAAAAAAGAUCAAUUUUGAGGGUUUGAAUAGAUGGGGUUUCACUUCCUAGCAAAAUAAUUUUUAAAUUUGAAAUUCCAUUCAGCAUUUGUCAACAAUACCAUGCGCGCCGUUUCUUUUACAGUAAAGGUCUGUGUGUAGACCGAGUUACCCCGGCAGGACAAAAAAACACAAAAGUUUUAACGGAACAACAAAAUUAUUUUUGAAACAACUAAACGCAGACACCCAACUAGGGCGUUAACACAGCAGGCUUUAUAAAUAUCGGGCAGGCAAGCUUUAUAUUUGCAGGCUACAAUACGGUGAAUGCGAAUCGAGCUUUUUGCCGCGGGAAUAAAUAUAUUAGUAUUUAUAUGAUAAAAUCAAGGUAUAGAAUUAUGUAGAAUUUAUAUUAUCUAUAAUCGAAAGUUA
Messenger RNA from Paramuricea clavata, 1492 nucleotides. The record is from the annotation of a GenBank genome assembly. NCBI's taxonomy places the organism in Eukaryota, Metazoa, Cnidaria, Anthozoa, Malacalcyonacea, Plexauridae.